Hippocampus comes (tiger tail seahorse) is the source of this 7135-nucleotide messenger RNA. It is a transcript of the gene atp11c, whose product is annotated as ATPase phospholipid transporting 11C (ATP11C blood group). The record is from RefSeq and is a predicted model, not a curated record. Bases 1274 to 4885 code for a protein of 1203 amino acids. Gene Ontology annotation, biological process: phospholipid translocation. Lineage: Eukaryota; Metazoa; Chordata; Actinopteri; Syngnathiformes; Syngnathidae. Gene Ontology annotation, molecular function: ATP binding; ATP hydrolysis activity; magnesium ion binding. The transcript is spliced from 34 exons. Gene Ontology annotation, cellular component: plasma membrane; recycling endosome; endoplasmic reticulum.
AGGUACUACUGUGUAUAAAAAUUUACUGGCAAAAUAAUUCACUUUGUCUGAAAUCUGAGCCUGUUCAGUUGAACACAAAUCGAUUAUUCUGUUGUAUAAAUGGCCACAGCACCUUCUUCCAUUUGGUGGACGAAUACUUAAUUGUUCUGUCUGUCACUGUUAUUGAUAAAUGAACAAACAGACAUUAUUUCUUAUAAAUAAACAAUAUUCUGACCAAUAGCUCUCUAAUUUGAUGACGGUGUAAAUCCGACAAAGCGUUGAUCGACCCCGAUGACCUGGUGUUGAUUAUUUCAGACACGCGCAGGGCGGCGGAUCAGCGAGAGGGAGGGCUGUUUCGGUGUGGUAGUGGUCACAGCCUACAUCAAUCUUGGCCAAUCAAUGUGGCUCCUUUCAUUCGCUAAUCACACACUAGUCUUGACAUAGAAGGAACACAUCUGCGUCAUCAAGUGUGCAGUUGGAGAUCAGUUGUGAGCCCACCCACUGUGCUGCCCAGUGGGAUGAUUUUCAAAAAAAGAUUCAGAGAGUUUAAUGCUCGCUGUUCAAAUGUUUAUGAAUGAAAUACAUUUGGAAUCCACCACACAUAUCCACUGAGCUCAGAAUCUGUCUGCCAGUGCCCCAAAUUAAAUUCACCAAACUCACGUUAGACUAUUUCGAGAUGAGCAAGUGUAAAUUUAGAGUUUAAUUUUGUGCCACAGACACACCCGCACUGUGCCGGAACACCCAGUUUUCCAGACACACGCUACUCUGAAAAUCAACGACGAUAUCGCCCAGACAGUAUACCAAAAUUUGACAAUUUCCCAUGGCACACUAAUGCAUAGCCACACUGUGGUUGGGAAUCAGGUGUGUAUCACUGUGUUAGGUAGAACGGUAGACUAGUGGUUAGCACGUAUGACAGAAGUGGUUGGUACUCGCGGCACAAUUUUUUUUUUUCCUUCAAAGCAUUACCGCCUACGUACUCGUAGGUACGGCGCCGACUGAUUGUCACACGCUUGCAGCAUGUCUGGUUAGUGCACAGGACAUUGCUGUCCCACGUGGGGCCUCCCUUGUCAGUUUGUUGUCUGGUUUGUUUUUAAAGUCCCAACUGUCACCGGGCAAGUCGACUGCCCAAAUCUACAGAAAACAGCUUUACGAUAGUGAUUGCUUUGUUUGAUGUUCGUGACUGUGCUGCCCUUGAGGCUGUGCUCGUUUUGAGGUGAGUCACACCUGAGCGCGUGUAGUGUGUUUCACACCAGGAAAUCAGUGUAAAGAUCACUCACAGUCCUUUGAAGAUUUUAUGCUGUAUCACCAUAUCUUAUCAAAGGAACCGUAUCGGAGACUUGGCACCGUUAGGCAGCACCGGAAACAUGUUUUCGUUUCCACCUGUUUUCGUGAGCCCUGCUCCUUGUGUCUACCAAUCAGCUCCUUCCAGCCAUUUCUUCCGUGCCUUGACCAAGCCGUGAAGUCAACUGAGAUUGAGAAUGCAAACAACCGCGGGCUUAAAGGCGAUGAAAGAAGAGUAGACAGUCGGACUAUCUACGUUGGUCAUCGGCCAUGUUCUGCUAGCGAGCCUUUCAUCCCGCCAAAGUUCUGUGACAACAGAAUCGUGUCGUCCAAGUAUACGGUGUGGAACUUUUUACCAAAGAACUUGUUUGAGCAGUUCCGAAGAAUUGCCAAUUUCUACUUCCUGAUCAUCUUCCUUGUGCAGGUGAUAGUGGACACCCCCACCAGUCCAGUCACCAGCGGCCUACCCUUAUGUUUUGUGAUUACAGUGACAGCGAUCAAGCAGGGCUAUGAAGACUGGCUAAGACACAAGGCUGACAAUGAGGUGAACAAGUACCCUGUGACUGUGCUCGAAAACGGUCUGAGGCUACGGAAGGAGAGCGAGAAGAUCAAGGUGGGAGAUGUUUUGGAGGUAGAGGAAGAGGAGACCUUUCCCUGUGAUUUAAUCCUGCUUCGAUCCAGCCGGGAUGACGACACCUGUUUUGUUACCACUGCUAGUCUGGAUGGUGAAUCCAACCAUAAAACACACUACACUGUUCCAGACAUAGAGAAGGAUCUGGAAUCCCUCAGUGCCACUUUGGAGUGUGAACAGCCCCAGCCUGACCUUUAUAAGUUUGUCGGCCGUAUGCACAUCUACAAAAGCAAUCAAGAGCCCGCAGUGAGGUCUUUGGGCCCGGAGAACUUGCUGCUUAAAGGGGCAACAUUAAAGAAUACUGAGAAAGUCUGCGGUGUUGCCAUUUACACUGGCAUGGAGACCAAAAUGGCUCUCAAUUAUCAGGGCAAGUCUCAGAAACGCUCUGCUGUGGAGAAGUCCAUCAAUGCCUUCCUUUUGGUGUACCUUUGCAUUUUGUUGAGCAAGGCUCUGGUCUGCACAACGCUCAAGUAUUUGUGGCAAAGCAAGCCCGGGCAGGAUGAGCCUUGGUACAAUGAGAAAACCCAGAAAGUGAGGGACACCAAUCUGUAUCUAAAGAUGUUCACUGACUUCCUGUCAUUCAUGGUGCUCUUCAACUUCAUCAUUCCCGUGUCCAUGUACGUGACGGUUGAAAUGCAAAAGUUUUUGGGGUCCUUUUUCAUCACCUGGGACAAGGACUUUUUUGACCCUGAAAUCAAGGAGGGGGCGCUCGUCAACACCUCCGAUCUCAAUGAGGAACUGGGACAGGUGGAGUAUGUCUUCACAGACAAGACAGGGACCCUCACUCAGAAUAACAUGGAGUUCAUUGAGUGCUGCAUCGAUGGAUUCCAGUACAAGCACCGAGACGUGAACUCUGAAGUAGACGGAUUUUGUGUCACAGAUGGGCCCGUGAACAGUCUGAAGGAAAAAGCUGGCAGAGAACGCGAGGAGCUGUUUCUGCGCGCCCUUUGUCUUUGCCACACGGUCCAGGUGAAAGAGUCCCCCGAGCCGAGUCAGGUCCAAGACGGCAGGAUGGCCGACCAGGUAGAUGCCAUCGUACUCGGUGUCCCUCUGGAUGAGAGGGGCUUCAUAGCAUCCUCCCCUGAUGAGGUUGCUCUGGUCAAAGGUGCCAUGAGGUAUGGCUUCACAUUUCUGGGUCUGGAAAGUAAAGCCAUGAAAAUCCUCAACAGGAGCCAUGAAAUUGAAGUCUAUGACCUGCUUCAUGUGUUGAAUUUUGACCCAGUGAGAAGACGAAUGAGUGUAAUUGUCAAAUGCAAAUCAGGUGAUAUUGUGCUCUUCUGCAAGGGAGCAGACUCCUCCAUUUUUCCUCGCGUCAGACAGGAGGAAGUGGAACCGAUACGUGUGCACGUGGAGCGGAAUGCAAAGGAGGGCUACAGAACACUGUGUGUGGCUUACAAACUACUUGGCACAGAGGAGUAUGCCCGGGUGGACGCGGCCCUGAGGGAAGCGAGGCUGGCUCUGCAGGGCAGAGAGGAGAAGCUCAUGGCUGUUUAUAACGAGGUGGAGACGGGCAUGAGUCUCAUCGGGGCGACUGCUGUUGAAGAUCGACUUCAAGAGGAAGCCGCAGAAACUAUGCAGGCUCUGCAGGGGGCCGGCAUUAAGAUCUGGGUCCUAACGGGAGACAAAAUGGAGACGGCAAAGUCUACCUGUUUUGCCUGUCGCUUGUUUCAGAUGACCACUGAGCUGUUGGAGCUAACGGUGCGCACUCUUGAUGAAGGAGGUCGCAAGCGCGAGGAACGACUGCACGAGCUCUUACUUGAGUACCACAAGAAGGCGGUGCAGGAUGCGCCAUCUGUAGAAAAUAGCAUCAGCGGGAACUGGUCGGUUACCAGCCAUGAAUACGGUUUUAUUAUUGAUGGAGCCACUCUGUCAAUGGUGCUCAACUCCACUGAUUCCAACUCCAGCCAUUACAGGACCCUCUUCCUGCAGAUUUGUCAAAACUGCACCGCCGUGCUGUGCUGCCGCAUGGCUCCAUUGCAAAAAGCCCAGAUAGUAAAACUGGUGAAGAACUCUAAAGGCAGCCCGAUUACCCUCUCCAUUGGUGAUGGUGCCAAUGACGUCAGCAUGAUUUUGGAAGCUCACGUUGGCAUUGGAAUCAAGGGUAAAGAGGGUCGACAGGCGGUGAGGAACAGUGACUACGCCAUCCCCAAACUCAAGCACCUGAAGAAACUCCUGCUGGCCCACGGGCAUCUGUACUAUGUUCGCAUUGCACAUUUGGUGCAGUAUUUCUUCUACAAGAACCUGUGCUUCAUCUUACCUCAGUUUUUGUACCAGUUCUUCUGCGGCCAUUCCCAGCAGCCCCUCUAUGAUGCAGCCUAUCUGACGAUGUACAACAUCUGCUUCACCUCUAUGCCCAUCCUGGCUUACAGCCUCUUGGAGCAGCACAUCAGCAUCCAGGCUCUGCUGAGCAAUGCUCCUCUCUACAGAGAGAUUCGCAAGAAUGCCAUGCUGCGAUGGAGGCCCUUCCUCUACUGGACAUUACUGGGGGUCUUCCACGGUUUGGUCUUCUUCUUCGGUGUCCGAUGUUUGUUUCGAAAUUCGGCCCUGCAAGAUGACGGCCAGGUUUAUGGGAACUGGUCAUAUGGCACAAUCGUAUUCACUGUCCUCGUCUUCACAGUCACACUAAAGCUUGCUCUGGACACACGGCACUGGACAUGGAUCAAUCACUUUGUAAUAUGGGGCUCUCUUGCGUUUUACGUGCUUUUCAGCUUCUUCUGGGGGGGAAUUAUUUGGCCGUUCCUGAGGCAGCAGCGUAUGUAUUUUGUGUUUGCCACCAUGCUGAGUUCAUUGUCAGCCUGGUUGGUCAUCAUCGUGCUCAUCGUGCUCAGCCUCCUGCCAGAAAUUCUUCUGGCUGUCUUCCGCAAGCCCUUCACCCCUUUUACUCAGCAGAGGAAUCCAGUUGAGUCGAAUGUGGGGGCUGUCCCGUCCCCGCUGUCGUCAACCAGGCCCCUGCUCAUGAGAACCUUUACAGAUGAGUCCAAUACGGUCAUUUAAACAGCUGCCCGACGGUGACCUCCUGUGCACAUCCAGGCUGCAGCUGUGGCGACCAUCUCUUACAAGCAACUGAAGGCUCGCCAGUGAACAGACGCAGCGGCGGUGGCCACAUUUCAGGGUUUCGUGCCAAUCAGGUCAGACGCGUGACCACCGCGGGAGGAGGCAAAACGGCACUUCUGACUCUGGGUUGGGAGGAAAGAAAAGCUCAACUCUCCGUCCUCCUUUGUUCAAUUUUGACAACCUAAUGUACGCAACAUGCCGGCCACGUCUGACUCUAGAGCAGCGCGCUGCAUUCUUUUGUAAAUGUUUGUCAUAUACUCAGAUGACAACUAUUUUGUCUUUUAUCUACAAAUGAAUGCGUACACAGCUGCCUUGUCCCGAGCUCUGACUGCUGUGUUUUAACAAGCAGUCAUAACGUUACCACUCACUCAAACCGCUCGACUGCAGGGGGGGAAAUAAUAAUUAACAAAAAAAAAUGUCUUUGUAAAGCAGCGCUUUAAAGAUGACAAGAUAAGGCCAAUGUGUGUUUAAUGUUUUUAUUUUUUUCUUUCCAGCAUAGAUCACACUUCAUUCUUUUUGUCUGGAUUUUUUUUUUCAAUCAAUCAGUCUGCAAACUUAUCGCUCAAGUUGGAGAGUUUGCUGACACCCCGUCCAUGCGCUCUAAAGUCCCAAAAAAAUGUGCAUGUGUGUCUCUGUGUGUGUGUGUGGGGGGGGGGAUUAAGGAAUAGAUUAGCGAUUUAUGGGAAGUGUGGCAAAACUCAUAGCGUGACCUCAAUCAUCACGCCACAAAGUGUUUGUGUUUAAUGUGUUUAAUUUAAAAAGUCCAAAUUAAGAGCAGAGUAAUAAUAUAUAUGCGCUAUACUGCGUGGAUGUUAGAUGCUGAAAAGCCAAAAAGCAUAAAGACUGUAACAGACGUUUGUGACUUCAGUGUGUUAUUGUUUUUUUUUUUUAAUUAUUAUUUUAUUUUAUUUUUUUGUGUGUGAAUGCACGUGUCCACAACAUUCUGUAACGUCUCGAUAAAAGCCUCAAACGUUUGUUAGGACAACUUGAAAGUUGGCCAUUCUCUGCAUUUACUUGAUAAUAUAGUUGCAUUGAUUUGCCUUUUACAGUCGUGCCUUGAUUUACAAGUUUAAUUUGUUUCUUGACCACGCUUGUAACUCAAAACCUUUGAAAUAAUUGGAAUGUCAUCAAUUCCAUCUGCCCCCCCAAAAAAAAAAAACAAACAUCAGAGAAAUCCCACUCUAAUAUUUUGCUUUAUAAAAACAUACAGCAAUGUCAUGACUAAAAUCAAGCUCAAGAAAUGAAACAAUUUUUGCCACUUUUUUUUUUCCAUCAAUUCAGUGACCGUUGGGCCGCUCCUUGUGCGCAUGCCUUUGCCACCUGGGGGCAGGACAAUACAGACACGGCUCUGCAGUCAAAGCAAGAAACGUCAAAUAAGGAACGGUGGCUCCUAAUUCAAAAGUCAGAUGACUUGUAUCUCAAGGCACUGCUGUAUUUGGGGAAAACCAAAAAAAAAAAAAAAAAAAAAAAGACAGCACUCCCAAUUACACGGCAGGCAUGCUGCUCUUUAAAUUAAGCUAGAUUUACCCAAAUGUCUCAAGUUUGUGUUUCGAUGAUUUGUAUCAAUGAUACUUUUCGUAUGGAAUCCUAUUAAAAUUCGUUGACCACUCCUGCACUGUUGAAGAAACGUCAAUGGUUCACCAAAGCGUACGAUGUGGCCCACUGUGAGUAGUUUAACAACUGCUCAAAAAAAAAAAAAACACUUGGGAGUUAUAUUGUGCUGUUUAUGUGCUCCCUUUAUUUUUUUGAGCAGUAUAUAAUAAAAUAAUACUGUAUACCAAUACAUUCCAUUCAACCAUCCAAUUAUUUUUUUCAAUACACGAUAUCAAAGAUUUGUUUUUUGACGCGAGUAUAUUGCUUCAUAUUUAUUAAGCUAUCACUUUACUCAGAAAUGUUCUAUUUUCAAGUCUUUUAUUCUGGAGAGUUAGUCUGUGUUGGUAUUCUUCCAUAAAAUGCUUUCAGGCUUUAUCAGUUACAGACUGCUCUGUGCUGGCAAAAUAACACAAGCCUGCUUUGUUAUAAAACUUUACAAAGUGGCAUCAGUAAUGCAUUGCCCCCCCUUUUUAAAACCUUGGUGGAGUCUUCUGCUUGUCUAAACGAGAGAAUAAAUCACAGAAGCGGAUUGUAUUUUUAACUUUUCUCUUUUCCCUUGCCACAAUUUUGUAAGAAAAUUAAAAUGUACCAAAAAAA